Enterospora canceri is the source of this 171-nucleotide messenger RNA. NCBI's taxonomy places the organism in Eukaryota, Fungi, Microsporidia, Enterocytozoonidae. The record is from the annotation of a GenBank genome assembly.
AUGAUGAUAGUCUUCUUUCUCUUCUUCUUAUCAUUUUGCUCUUCUUCUACUUCAAAUGUGUUUUCUGGUUCUUCCUUUUCCAUUAAGGGUGAUCAAAUGUUUAAUUUGAACAGAAUUGUGAUCAAUAACUAUAUCAAGCCAAUUGUGUGGAUAGAGAGACUCGAUCAAUAG